UCUCUCUCUCUCUCUAUAUAUAUAUAUAUAUUAUUACUCUUGCUUAGCUUAUUGCAACGCCCACACUGAAUCUCAGGGGUCAACCAAUAAAGAACCAGAACUGCGCUCAUUCUCAGCUAAUCCAAGAAGAGAUUAUAGCUUGAAGAUUUUGAAUUUGGUGUAUAAUAGGAAGCAAAAAUAUAGAACAUGAGUUCAUUGACUGAGACUGCACCUGAGGAAACUUGCAACAAGCCUGCAGGAAUUAAGUUUGUGGAGUACAUAAAAAGGUCCCCAGUUUCCUUUAAAACCCACCAAGUAAUUGUUCUGAUUGUGACAUUUUUGGCAUACGCUAGCUACCACGCUGCCAGGAAAACUACGAGUGUUGUGAAGAGUUCCCUUGAUCCCCAGUCAUCAAGUUUGGGCUUGAAGUUUGCACCGUGGAGGAUAACAUACCUUGAUGCUCCACCAGAAAGCAGAAAGCUUUCCUGGGCUCUUGGAGAUGGCUGGGCACCGUUUAGCGGAUCAGAUGGAACGGAGCUUCUUGGGGAACUCGAUGUGGCGUUCCUCGCAGUUUAUGCCAUGGGAAUGUAUUUUUCUGGACAUCUUGGGGAUAGAUUGGAUCUAAGGAUCUUUUUAACUGUGGGAAUGAUAGGAACAGGUGUGUUCACAUCCCUCUUCGGUAUUGGUUAUUGGGGAAACAUCCAUAGCUUUUACUACUUCCUUAUAGUUCAAAUGGCUGCUGGUCUAUUCCAAUCAACUGGAUGGCCUUCAGUUGUUGCGGUGGUCGGUAAAUGGUUUGGGAAAAAGAAGAGAGGCCUUAUAAUGGGAAUAUGGAAUGCUCACACAUCCAUUGGAAACAUCACUGGUUCUUUGGUAGCUUCUGCUUUAUUGAGCUAUGGAUGGGGCUGGUCCUUUGUUGUGCCUGGUAUGUUAAUAGCAUUUGUUGGCUUGGUAGUUUUCUUCUUCUUACCGGUGAGUCCUGAGGCCGUAGGAGCUGAUGAAGAAGAACCACAGCAGCCAUUGAAAAUAGGGGAGGCACUGGAGGUACCAUUGUUGAGGUCAGAGAGAGAAGGGGAUGACAAAGCUGUAGGAUUCAUAGAGGCGUGGAAAAUUCCAGGAGUUGCUCCUUUUGCUCUUUGCCUCUUCUUUGCCAAAUUGGUCGCUUAUACAUUUCUGUAUUGGCUUCCUUUCUACAUUAGCCACACAGCUAUAGAUGGCAAGUACUUAUCCAGUGAGACUGCUGGAAACUUGUCUACAUUGUUUGAUGUUGGAGGUGUGGUUGGAGGAAUCCUAGCCGGUCACAUUUCUGAUCGCCUUAACGCAAGAGCAAUAACAGCAGCGAGUUUCAUGUACUGUGCCAUUCCAGCUCUCUUCUUCUACAGAAGCUAUGGACAUUUGUCUUUAACUCUAAACAUUGUCUUCAUGUUCAUAACGGGCAUGUUUGUGAAUGGGCCCUAUGCUCUUAUAACAACAGCAGUAUCAGCUGACCUCGGUACACAUAGCUCGUUGAAAGGGAAUUCGCGAGCACUUGCAACUGUAACAGCAAUCAUAGAUGGAACAGGUUCGGUUGGGGCUGCAAUUGGACCCCUGUUAACUGGCUACAUUUCUACUACGAGCUGGAGCUUAGUUUUCACAAUGCUGAUGGGAGCAGCCCUGAUUGCAGGAUUGUUUCUUACUAGGCUUGUUGUGAGUGAGGUGACUGAGAAGAUUGCGGAAGCAAGAUCGCAAGGAGGGUCUCCCACAACGAGAUCUUCACCUUCUCCCAUUGAAGAGGUUUGAUGUAACGAAGAGUGAUUUGUAACAUUUGUUUAUGUGCGAGCAAUUGUAAAUAUGUGUUGCUCUUGUGAAUGAUUCCUUGUAAAAUGAAAGAAGAAAAAAGAUAAUUUGUAAUGUACAUGGAGAGGAUUUUUUUAGCCUUCUCCUUGAUUUUACUUUCUGCCAGAGGGAAAAUUCCAGUGGAAGAUGGACAAAACAAAAGGGUGUUGGGGAUUGAGAGUUGUGUGUUUGUAUUUUACCUCUGUACAUUUUUGUACAAAAUUUUGCGUCAUAUUCAAAAACCAAUAAAAAUUUCAUCUAUUCAUGAUUA
Molecule: messenger RNA, 2065 nt
Organism: Humulus lupulus (European hop)
Lineage: Eukaryota; Viridiplantae; Streptophyta; Magnoliopsida; Rosales; Cannabaceae
Product: putative glycerol-3-phosphate transporter 1
Exons: 3
Coding region: 187-1758 (523 amino acids)
Biological process (GO): transmembrane transport; phosphate ion homeostasis
Cellular component (GO): membrane
Molecular function (GO): glucose 6-phosphate:phosphate antiporter activity
Source: RefSeq, a predicted model, not a curated record